CGCGGGCAAGGGCUGUUUUGAGUUUUCCACACAGGAGAGCAGUCGUCCUCGCUCCCCAGCAGUUCCCACUUUCCAGACCCAAACUUCGCCCUUUAUUUCGUUUCUCGACGAGGGCUCUAACCCCCGCAAAAUCAUCGAAUUUCCAAACCAAAUCUCUCUCUCUCUCUGUGCGCGGGCGAGCAAACCCUAAACGGUAGGAUUCAAUCAUUUGUCACCAUGUUGAAGUUUUCGUCGACGUCCGCGAACCAGAUUCGGUUCCUGCUCCAGAGCCUCAACGAAUCCAACAAGGAUGCUGCUCUUCGUGAGCUGCUUCAGUUUGUUGAAUAUGGAAUUGAGGGCAGCAUUAUUCUGCUUCAAACAUGCAUUGAUCACCUGAGCUUUUACAUCACAGACUCAAAGAACAUGCAGCUGGAUUCAGUUGUUGCAUCAAUUUUUAAAUACUUGUUGGACAAACCAAAUUUUAGCACAGUGUUUUUUGAGUCGCUAAGGGAUACAGAUAUCAAUGAAGGAACUAUUGAGAAUUUCUCCAAUGCACUUCACCUGUCUGUAUCUGAAAAAAUUGGCUUUGGCCUUGCUUUGUCAGAUUCUGAAAAUCUUGAUACCAGGAUUUCUGGCAAAAAUUUUUCUAUGGCUCAGAUUCAGGAAUUCUGUGCCAAUCCUGUUUCGGUGAAUUCUUCUGAACAAAUUCAGAAUGUUGUUAUGUUCCUUCAGCGCUCUGAGGGCCUUUCCAAGCAUGUAGAUUUCUUUAUGCAGAUGUUAUCUCUAGUGAAGUCGAAUGAAGUCACCCCAUUUGUUUUAAGUCCAUUGUUUCCAGAUGAAUUGUGUGAGGAUUAUUUUCUGAGGAAUGUGGAUGCGUUCCAUGAAUCUAGAGAAGAUGAUUUUGAUUCUAUUUUAGCAGAAAUGGAGAAGGAAAUGAGCAUGGGAGAUAUUAUAAAGGAACUAGGUUAUGGGUGCACCGCAAAUUCAUCACAGUGCAAAGAGAUUUUCUCUCUUUUCUUGCCACUGACUGAGAUUACUUUGUCUAAAGUUCUCGGCACAAUUGCUCGAACCCAAGCUAGUCUUGAUGACAAUCUGACCACACUUUCAACUUUUAGCUUGGCUCUGGGUUGCAGCACUUUGUCUGAUCUGCCAUUGUUGAGCUCCUGGAAUAUUGAUGUUCUCAUAGAUACAAUCAAGCAACUUGCUCCUGGAACCAAUUGGAUACGUGUCAUUGAAAAUAUGGACCAUGAGGGGUUCUACUUUCCUAAUUGGGAGGCAUUCUCUUUUUUUAUGUCGGUAUAUAGGCAUGCGUGCCAGGAGCCAUUCCCUCUCCAUGCCAUUUGUGGGUCUGUUUGGAAGAAUGCUGAGGGUCAGCUAUCUUUUCUUAAAUAUGCUAUUUCAGCUCCACCAGAUGUAUUUACGUUUGCCCAUUCUGUGAGGCAGCUGUCCUAUAUCGAUGGUGUGCAUGGCCAUAAGCUUCAAUUUGAUCACGCGAAUUAUUCAUGGUUGUGUCUUGACCUCUUGGACAUACUAUGUCAACUAGCUGAAAGGGGUCACGCCACUUCAGUUCGGUCAAUGCUUGAAUAUCCUAUUAAAAAUUGUCCUGAAGUCUUACUUCUUGGGAUGGCACAAAUAAAUACUGAUUAUAACCUCCUCCAAUAUGAAGUAUCUUUCACUAUUUUCCCCAUUAUACUUAAACAUGCCAUGGGUAGUGGGAUGAUUCUUCACCUUUGGCAUGUUAACCCCAAUUUGGUAUUGCGGGGAUUUGUAGAUUCUCUCAACUAUGAUCCAGACAGCAUGACUAGAAUAUUGGACAUUUGCCAAGAGCUAAAGAUUAUAUCGGCAGUGUUAGAUGCAAUUCCUUCUUCUUAUGCCAUAAGAUUGGCAGCGCUUGCCUCAAGAAAAGAAUUCGUAGACCUUGAGAAGUGGCUCGGUUAUAAUUUAAAUACAUAUAAAGAUAUUUUCUUUGAGGAGUGCCUCAACUUCUUAAAGGAGAUUUUUGGCGGAUCACAUGAUUUUUCCACCAAAACGUUCCAUCACUCUGGUGCUGUCUUGAACCUUUGUGUGGAGACUAGUUCUACUUUUGUUAAGGUUCUUAAAGCUCAUGCUGGCUUGAUUAACUCAAGCCACCUUGCCGAGGAAAUGGAAAAGUUGUCUUUAACAUUUAUGGAUUCUAGUCCAAGGUUGCAGAAUGGUGGGGCUACAGAUUCUUCAACGUCUGAUGGAUAUGCGGAUGAUAUUGAGAGUGAAGCAAACUCUUACUUCCACCAAAUGUUUUCUGGUCAGUUGACCAUUGAUGCAAUGGUCCAAAUGCUUGCUCAAUUCAAGGAAUCUUCUGUGCAAAGGGAACAAUCAAUUUUUGAGUGCAUGGUUGCAAAUCUGUUUGAGGAGUACAGAUUUUUCCCCAAGUAUCCCGAAAGGCAGCUCAAAAUUGCUGCAGUUCUGUUUGGCUCUGUUAUCAAGCACCAGCUUGUGACUCAUCUCACUCUAGGGAUUGCUCUGCGUGGUGUUUUAGAUGCACUACGCAAACCUGCAGAUUCAAAAAUGUUCUUGUUUGGGACUCUGGCUUUGGAGCAGUUUGUGGAUCGACUGAUUGAAUGGCCUCAAUAUUGCAAUCAUAUCUUACAGAUAUCCCAUUUGCGUGGUACUCAUUCAGAACUUGUUGCUUUCAUUGAACAGGCUCUUGCCAGGAUUUCAGCCGGCCAUUCAGACACAGAUGGAGGCAGCCAUGCUGCUGUUGUUAAUCACCAUGGCUCUAACCAGGCUUCCUUGGGAAAUUUGGAGUUAAAUGGCUCUAGCAUCAUACAGCCUGGGCAGCAGCUUCUGUCCCCACUGCAGCUUCAACAGAGACAUGAAAGUGUUGAGGAUCAUCAUCAUAAAGCCGCUGCAGCAUCAUCUAGUGAUGUGAAGCCAAUCUUAUCUUCUGUAGGGCAGUCUUCAGCUGUUAAUUUAGGCGAUACUUCCACCACUAUUCAAAAGUCACAGCAUGCUGUCAGUGCCCCAUCAAUGCUAUCCUCCUCAUCUGGCUUUGUUCGUGCUUCACGUGGAGUUACUUCUACCAGGUUUGGCUCUGCUCUGAACAUUGAAACACUUGUUGCCGCUGCUGAGAAAAGAGACACUCCCAUAGAGGCUCCAGCAUCAGAGAUUCAAGAUAAAAUAUCUUUUAUCAUCAAUAAUAUCUCAGCUGCUAAUAUUGAAACUAAAGCAAAAGAAUUCACUGAAAUUUUUAAAGAACAGUACUAUCCCUGGUUUGCACAAUAUAUGGUUAUGAAAAGAGCAAGCAUUGAGCCAAAUUUUCAUGACUUGUAUAUGAAAUUUCUGGACAAGGUUAAUUCAAAGGCUUUGAAUAAAGAGAUUGUUCAAGCCAGUUAUGAGAACUGCAAGGUUCUUUUAGGGUCUGAGCUUAUAAAGUCAAGUUCUGAAGAGCGUUCAUUGCUUAAAAACUUAGGUAGUUGGCUUGGGAAGUUAACAAUUGGGAGAAAUCAAGUUUUAAGGGCUCGUGAAAUAGAUCCUAAAUCGUUGAUUAUAGAGGCAUAUGAGAAAGGAUUGAUGAUUGCAGUGAUACCAUUUACUUCUAAGAUUCUGGAACCGUGCCAAAGCAGCCUGGCAUAUCAACCUCCCAAUCCUUGGACCAUGGGCAUUCUUGGGUUACUUUCGGAGAUAUAUUCAAUGCUGAACUUGAAAAUGAACCUUAAGUUUGACAUUGAGGUCCUAUUCAAGAACCUAGGUGUUGAUAUGAAGGAUGUUACACCAACCUCUCUUCUCAAGGAUCGAAAAAGGGAAAUUGAAGGGAAUCCUGAUUUUUCUAACAAAGAUGUUGGAGCAUCCCAACCACAGUUAGCUGCUGAAAUGAAAUCUGGAAUGGUAUCUCCAAUGAAUCAAAUUGAGCGACCGCUUGAUGUUGGUGGUGCAUCUAAUUCUGGUGGCCACACACAUUUAUUAUCUCAGUAUGCUGCUUCCCUUCAUCUCCCUUCUGGUACGUUGAUGGAGGAUGAAAAGCUAUCAGCAUUAGGACUGGCUGAUCAGCUCCCCUCUGCUCAAGGAUUAUUACAAGCCACUCCAUCCCAGUCGCCUUUCUCCAUUAGUCAGCUUCCUGCGCCAAUACCAAACAUUGGAACCCAUGUUAUUAUCAACCAGAAGCUCAGUGCUUUGGGCUUACACUUGCAUUUCCAGAGGGCGGUUCCAAUUGCGAUGGAUAGAGCUAUUAAAGAGAUAGUAUCUGGUAUUGUUCAGCGCAGUGUAUCUAUAGCAACUCAAACAACAAAGGAGCUUGUUUUAAAGGAUUAUGCAAUGGAAUUGGAUGAGACACGCAUAUUUAAUGCAGCACACUUAAUGGUUGCAAGUCUGGCUGGAAGUUUAGCUCAUGUAACAUGCAAGGAACCCUUACGUGGGUCAAUAUCAAGUCAACUGAGGAAUUCACUUCAGGGUCUGAAUAUUGCAAAUGAACUUUUAGAACAAGCUGUACAACUUGUUACCAAUGACAACCUUGAUCUUGGCUGUGCAGUCAUUGAACAGGCUGCCACUGAUAAGGCAAUACAAACCAUUGACGGGGAAAUAGCUCAACAACUUGCUUUGAGAAGGAAGCAUAGAGAGGGUGUUGGUUCCGCAUUUUUUGAUGCAAACAUGUAUACACAAGGUUCAAUGGGUGUUGUACCAGAGGCCCUCCGCCUGAAAUCUGGUCAUUUGUCCCUUUCUCAACAGCGAGUUUAUGAGGACUUUGUUCGGCUUCCCUGGCAAAACCAAUCUAGCCAGAGUUCACAUGCUAUGUCUUCAGGUCCUGCUUCAACCGCCAGUACUGGUCUGACUGGUGCUUAUGGCCCAGCAUCUGGACAACUAAAUCUUGGCUACUCAUCUGGCACAGGAGACACAGGAUUUGAAGUAGCCUCUAGGACACAGGAGGAGUCAAUGGAAUCUAGUUCGGCUCUGCAUUUUAGUGGUUCCUCAAUUCACAUUGGAGUUGCAGAUGCUGUUACCCAGAUUAGUUCUGAAAAUGAUUCUUCCACCGCUUCAUUUCCUCCAACUGCUUCAGCCUCUGAGUUGCAUUCAUUGGAGUCCUCUGAUGUUGCAAAAGAAUCUGGAGAUGCUUCACAGUCAUUACCUUCACCAGUCAGCACUGAGCGCCUUGGAAGUAGCAUAUCAGAAACCACACUCUCUACUAGGGAUGCAUUGGAUAAGUACCAGAUUGUUGCACAGAAGUUGGAAGCUUUGCUAAAUAACGGAGGUAAAGAGACUGAAAUUCAGGGAGUCAUUGCCGAAGUUCCUGAAAUCAUAAUCCGAUGCAUAAGUCGAGAUGAAGCUGCCUUGGCUGUUGCACAAAAGGUUUUCAGAGGUUUAUAUGAGAAUGGGUCAAAUAAGAUUCAUGUUGGUGCUCAUCUUUCAAUUCUGACUGCUAUUCGUGAUGUUUGCAAGCUUGUUUUUAAGGAGCUCACUAGCUGGGUUAUUUACGCAGAUGAGGAACGGAAGUUCAACAAAGAUAUAACUGUUGGCCUUAUUCACAGUGAAUUGCUAAACCUUGCCGAGUACAAUGUUCACAUGGCAAAACUAAUUGAUGGGGGCAGGAAUAAGGCUGCAACCGAUUUUGCAAUUUCCCUUCUGCAAACUUUAGUCAUUGAAGAAUCUAAAGUUGUUUCUGAACUACACAAUCUUGUUGAUGCUUUGGCAAAGGUUGCUGCAAAGCCUGGGCCUCCUGAGUCAUUACAACAGCUGGUUGAGCUUGUGAAGAAUCCUGCUGCUGGUGUGGUUGCUAUAUCUGGUGUUAAUGUGGGAAAGGAGGAUAAAGCCAGGCAAUUAAAGGACAAAAAGGCUUCUGGGUACUCUACUGCAAGCAGGGAAGACUAUAAUAAUGCAGAAAUUGUAGAACCAGAUCCUGCUGGUUUUCGUGAGCAGGUUUCUUUUCUGUUUGGGGAAUGGUACCGGAUAUGUGAGCUGCCUGGGGCAAAUGAUGCAGCCUCUACCCAUUUCAUCUUACAGUUGCAUCAGAAUGGACUACUGAAGGGGGAUGAUAUGACGGAUUGCUUUUUCCACCUCCUGACGGAAAUUUCUGUUGCACAUUGUCUUUCUUCUGAGGUACUAAACUCAGCCACGUUGCAAUCCUCCCCCCAACAAGUGCAGAAUCUUUCCUUCCUUGCAGUUGAUAUCUAUGCAAAACUUUUAUUUUCAAUCCUGAAGGUAUCAAGCAAAUUCUUUCUUUUGUCUAAGAUUCUGGCAGUGACUGUUAGAUUCAUCCAGAAAAAUGCAGACGAGAAGAAAGAAUCUUUUAAUCCAAGACCCUAUUUUAGAUUGUUCAUUAACUGGCUGCUGGAUCUGAGUUCCAUGGAUCCUGUUAUUGAUGGUGCAAACUUUCAGAUUUUGACAGUGUUUGCAAAUGCAUUUCAUGCUUUGCAGCCCCUUAAAGUUCCUGCAUUCAGCUUUGCAUGGCUUGAGUUGGUGAGUCACAGGAGUUUCAUGCCAAAAAUGCUUACUGUAAAUGGUCAGAAGGGUUGGCCUUACAUCCAGCGCAUGCUGGUAGACUUAUUCCAAUUCAUGGAGCCAUUUUUGAGAAAUGCUGAGCUUGGAGUGCCGGUUCAUUUUCUGUAUAAAGGCACACUUCGGGUACUGUUAGUGUUGCUUCAUGAUUUUCCUGAGUUCCUGUGUGAUUACCAUUUCACCUUCUGUGAUGUAAUUCCUCCGAGCUGCAUACAAAUGCGAAACAUUAUCCUUAGUGCAUUUCCCCGUAAUAUGAGGCUGCCGGAUCCAUCUACUCCCAAUUUGAAGAUUGAUUUACUUGCGGAAAUCAGUCAGUCCCCACGCAUUCUUUCUGAGGUUGAUGCAGCUCUUAAAGCAAAGCAGAUGAAGGCUGAUGUAGACGAGUAUCUCAAGACUAGGCAACCUGGGUCCUUUCUGACUGAUCUGAAGCAUAAACUCCUCCUCUCACCAAGUGAUGCUGCUGCUGCUGGUACCCAUCACAAUGUGCCCUUGAUCAACUCCCUCGUGCUUUACGUUGGAAUGCAGGCCAUCCAGCAGUUGCAGCCGAAAACUCCUCAUACUCAGUCCACUGCCAACACUGUCCCAUUGGCUGUGUUCUUGGUUGGUGCUGCCUUGGACAUCUUCCAGGCUCUAGUAGUGGAUCUAGACACCGAAGGACGCUAUCUCUUUCUCAAUGCAGUUGCGAAUCAAUUGCGCUAUCCAAAUACCCAUACGCAUUAUUUCUCUUUUAUUCUUCUUUACUUGUUUGCCGAAUCAAACCAGGAAACAAUACAGGAGCAAAUAACAAGAGUGCUGUUAGAGCGGUUGAUUGUUAAUCGACCUCAUCCAUGGGGCCUUCUGAUUACUUUCAUCGAGUUAAUUAAGAAUCCAAGAUACAACUUUUGGAAUCGAGCCUUCAUAAGAUGUGCCCCCGAGAUUGAAAAGCUAUUCGAAUCAGUGUCAAGAUCCUGUGGGGGACCAAAAUCAGUGGAUGAGAGUAUGGUUUCUGGUUGGGUAUCUGAAAACGCCCACUGAUAAUCAUUUAGGAUUUGAUUAUCAAUACAAGACUGCAUUUGACUGACUUUAACCUGUUGAAGACUACUAAAUCCAUCCAUUAUUUGUAGAGUUCAAAUUUCUUACAAUUGUAUUUAAGUUUAGUUUUUUCUUUUUCUAUUUUUUUUUAAUCUGUCUUUUUCUUUCUUAUUUGCCUGAAAUACUCAGACGUGUAAGUGGUGCAUAGAAGAACCAUGUUUAAAGUUUUAAACUCUCGAGGGAAGCUAAGUAAUAAGAAUUGAAACUGAUAAUGUGCAGUUGCUCCAA
This is a messenger RNA of Carya illinoinensis, 7743 nucleotides long. Its product is annotated as CCR4-NOT transcription complex subunit 1-like. Gene Ontology annotation, cellular component: CCR4-NOT core complex; P-body. Bases 217 to 7458 code for a protein of 2413 amino acids. Gene Ontology annotation, molecular function: molecular adaptor activity. The transcript has 51 exons. Gene Ontology annotation, biological process: nuclear-transcribed mRNA catabolic process, deadenylation-dependent decay. Lineage: Eukaryota; Viridiplantae; Streptophyta; Magnoliopsida; Fagales; Juglandaceae. The record is from RefSeq and is a predicted model, not a curated record.